CACAGCCACGGUCUGAGGUUUUGACAGUCCUUGCGCCACCAAAACAGACACAAAACCCCGACGAUACCAAUCCCGGAGACUACCUAUACGACGCUACACACCACCUUAUAUUGACGAUCCCCUCUUCGGUGCCCAAACGGGAUAGCCGCUCUGCCACGUGAUAACGAGGCCAGCCGCGAACACAAUGGCCACUCUUGACCUAGCCACUUUCCUAAGUUGGUUUGAGGUUAGAGGCGGAGUUCUCGAUGGAUCUGCGGUUGGCUUUCGUGACGACUCAAGCUUGCAACGUUCCGUCUACGCGCUUCGAGAUAUACCACAAGGACAUACGUUGUUUAAAAUCCCUCGGGAUCUUCUUUUGUCCACUCGUACUAGUGGUCUACGAAAGGAAAUUGGGGAAAUAACUUGGUCAAAACUUGGGAGUGGUUGGGCGAGCUUGAUCCUUUGCAUGAUGUGGGAGGAGUCCAAAGGUUCCCAAGGAAAGUGGAACGAGUACUUCCAAAUCCUUCCAAAUACGUUUUCGACGCCUAUGUUUUGGGGCGAAGAGGACUUGAAGGAGCUGGAGGGCACCUCGAUGUUCGGUAAGUGUUGGAAAUCAGGCGAUGAUAACGUUAAUCUGCCUCUUGCAGAUAAAAUCGGGAAAGAAGAAGCUGAGGCUGAAUACCACAGCCGCAUCGUUCCCGUUCUCGAGUCUCGCAAAGACUUGUUCUCCUUGCCCCUCAAAGCUGCAUUUUUCACACUAGAAAAUUUCCAUCGUCUCGGAAGUAGCAUCUUAUCUCGAAGUUUUCAUGUAGAAGAAUGGAGCGGGCAAGACAAAGAUCCUUCGGAUAACGACGAAUUGCACAAAGGACACGCUCUACCCGACGAUCAAUCAGGAUCAUCAAAAACGAACGAGGCCGAGGAUACGGCGAUGGAGGUGGAUGAUCCACCAUCGAGCUUAUGCCCUCCGGAAGAGACGGAACAGGGAACUGAUGCCCUGGAAGCAGAGGAUAGUGAUAGCGAUGACGAGGGCGAAGAUACCGCAGAUAUCUCUAUGGUUCCAAUGGCCGAUAUGCUGAACGCACGUUAUGGAUGCGACAACGCCCGACUCUUCUACGAGCCAACGUUUGUUGCAAUGAUCACGACCAAGCAGAUAAGUGCAGGGGAAGAGAUUUGGAACACUUAUGGCGACCCACCAAACUCUGACCUUCUCCGCCGUUAUGGUCACGUUGAUGUCGUCCCCAUACCCACAUCCACGAACUCCCAACAGUAUCAUGAGGCGAGGCCGCCAUGGUCACUGAUCACGAAGGGAAAUCCAGCCGACAUCAUGGAAAUCAAGGCUAAUAUUGCAGUCAACGCUUUUUUAGAGCUGAUAGAUGGCAAGGUCAAGCCGAAGGUAGAUGAGUCAGUUAAAGAGAGAAUCGAUUGGUGGCUUGAGUCAGGCAACGACGAUGUUUUCAUCUUGGAGUCCUCGCCUGACGAGCCACAUAUCAUACUACCUGAAGGGCUUAUCUCCAUCGUUCGGCUCCUUUUACUCACCGAUGCUGAGUGGACUAAGCUUUUGGAGAAAAGCAAACCCCCAAAGCCGAAAAUUGAAUCGGUCGAGGUUGCAAAGCUGAUUGUUCGUGUUCUACAACUACGAUUGAGCGAAUAUGCGACGUCUCUGGAGUACGAUCUUUCUCUCCUGCCGCCGUCUCUUCUAACAGAUUCGGCAUUCUCCAUUCCAACAUCCCCAGGACCUGCUCUCUCGUUGAACAACACAAAUGCUAUCAUCAUUCGCAUUGGUGAAAAAAGGCUUCUUCACGCUGCCCUCGCUCAUACUCAGGAACGCUUGAUUGAGCUGGAAUCAGAGUGCUCAAGGUCCCUUAACCGACAGGAUCGAGACAGUAACAGAGGUAACAGAAAGCGAAAAGGGUGGAAAUGCGAGGAUGACAAAAUGGACACGCCCGGACGGAAGAAGGCGAAACGCUGAUCUUGGCAUUUACUGGCCAGUUUAAGUCCCGCCUCGGAUGUGUGAACUCACUUCGUGCCGCAUAUUGUAGCAUUUCAUGAUAGUAGAAGACG
Cantharellus anzutake is the source of this 2040-nucleotide messenger RNA. RefSeq lists its product as uncharacterized. Gene Ontology annotation, cellular component: nucleus. The record is from RefSeq and is a predicted model, not a curated record. The transcript is spliced from 7 exons. NCBI's taxonomy places the organism in Eukaryota, Fungi, Basidiomycota, Agaricomycetes, Cantharellales, Hydnaceae. Gene Ontology annotation, molecular function: protein binding; protein-lysine N-methyltransferase activity. Gene Ontology annotation, biological process: peptidyl-lysine monomethylation. Bases 185 to 1948 code for a protein of 587 amino acids.